AUGUCUAUUGCUGGAGUAAUCCGACUUAAGCAAGCAGAACAUGUUAAAAGUGAACGUGCAAUUCUAGAAACCAUUACUCAUCCUUUCAUUGUAAACAUGAGUUGGUCCUAUCAUGAUAAUAGUUUCUUGUAUAUGUUGUUGGAGUAUGUUCCUGGAGGAGAGUUAUUUUCUUACCUACGGAAUGCUGGACAUUUUGAGGUGGAAACAGCUAACUUUUAUGCCUGUGAGUUAAUCUGUGCACUUGAAUUCUUACACGGAAAAUCCAUUGUUUACCGAGACUUGAAGCCAGAAAAUCUGCUUCUAGACACCGAGGGCCACAUGAAGAUUACAGAUUUUGGAUUCGCAAAGAAACUCUGGGACAGAACAUGGACACUUUGUGGUACUCCUGAAUAUCUUGCACCAGAAAUUAUCCAGAGUAAAGGUCACAAUAAAGCAGUUGAUUGGUGGUCGCUAGGAAUUUUAAUCUUUGAAAUGUUGGUUGGAUGUCCUCCAUUUUUUGAUGAUAAUCCAUUUGGAAUUUAUGAAAAGAUUCUUGCAGGGAAAAUCGAUUGGCCAAAACACAUGGAUCUUGUUGCCAAAGAUUUGGUCAAAAAACUCUUGGUACAAGAUCGAACAAAAAGACUAGGAAACAUGAAGGUAAGUAAUACAUAUUUCUUUUUUAAUUUUUAA
Molecule: messenger RNA, 669 nt
Organism: Acanthosepion pharaonis
Lineage: Eukaryota; Metazoa; Mollusca; Cephalopoda; Sepiida; Sepiidae
Source: the annotation of a GenBank genome assembly